Anarrhichthys ocellatus (wolf-eel) is the source of this 1610-nucleotide messenger RNA. It is a transcript of the gene bnip3lb, whose product is annotated as BCL2 interacting protein 3 like b. The transcript has 6 exons. Lineage: Eukaryota; Metazoa; Chordata; Actinopteri; Perciformes; Anarhichadidae. The coding region runs from base 753 to 1421 and encodes 222 amino acids. Gene Ontology annotation, biological process: mitochondrial outer membrane permeabilization; positive regulation of apoptotic process; defense response to virus. The record is from RefSeq and is a predicted model, not a curated record. Gene Ontology annotation, cellular component: mitochondrial envelope; nuclear envelope; endoplasmic reticulum.
AUGUAAACAUAAACAAGAUUUAAUUGAUUAGAACACCUUCAGCUGUAAAAGAGAUGAGGGUUUUAAACAAGGAGUGCCAUGCUUCUCCAUUCGGGUUCCUGCUGGUUUUCAAUCAUUAAGAAUUGCGAGCACCUGGUCCGUUUCCACCUGGAUUGGUGUGAACCCAGCUUGUGGUCUGUCCCUCAUCUGACUACUGGACCAAAAUGAAAACCACCCGCGCUGGUACCUAACGACCACUGGGGGAUUACUGCAAACAGCUGAUGUGGUGUCUGGUUGGCUGCAAAAAUGUGCCACAUUCUCCCCCCCCCUGUCUCCACUGGCACGAGCCGUGUACGUGGUCGCACACACGUCUUCUCCUAUAUAAGCAUCAGCUCAUGUCUUGUUUGAUGAUGUACUUUCGAUCAAUGAUCGAUGCUAAUAGGUCAUGCACGCUGUAGCCCGAUUGGAUGUGCGUGUUUUUUUCCCCUAACACGUUAUGCAACUUCUCUCCCUCUUUUGUUAUCGCCGGGACAGUGUGACGUCAUCACCCAGCUCCGGGAAGGUCUGAGCGGCUCGCGGGCGCUGCUGCUGCUUCCAGACCAGCAAACGACUGGAAAACAAACCGCCGCGGAGCGUUAGCUUAGCUAGACUCUCUGAAAAACAUAAAAAAGUGGGACUUGCGCACGUCUGAAUGUGUGCAGAUAAGGUUGUGCGCGGUUUGCACUGACUUGAGCCUUUUUUUAUGCAACCCGCCCUGCUCAGCAGCCGCUACGAUGUCCGACGCUGCUAACGCGGUUACUUCUACAGACAAUAACGGAGACUCCACCGGGCUUCACGGGUCCUGGGUGGAGUUGGAGAUGAACAGAGGCACAGCCGGAGCAGCCCAGUCGUCCUCCACGGACCCGGGUCUGCUGCCCCUCCCUCAGGUGGAGGAAGAGGAGGCCAUGGUGGGGGGGCUGGAGCACGUCCCGUCCUCGUCCUCGAUCCACAACGGGGACAUGGAGAAGAUCCUGCUGGACGCCCAGCACGAGUCAAGCCGCAGCAACUCCUCCUGCGACAGCCCCCCGAGGCCCCACAGCCCCCAGGAUGACGGACAGAUCAUCUUUGACGUGGACGUGAGCGGCAGAAGAGACAGCCAAUCAGAAGAGGACGUCUUAGACAAGGAGAGGGACAUGGACAUCCUGAUGAAGGACGCAGACUGGGUUGCUGACUGGUCCAGUCGACCGGAAAACGUUCCCCCCAAGGAGUUUCAUUUCCGUCACCCUCGACGCUCCGUGACACUCAGCAUGAGGAAGACCGGGGCCAUGAAGAAAGGAGGAAUCUUCUCCGCCGACUUCCUCAAGGUCUUCAUCCCCUCGCUGCUGCUAUCGCACAUCCUCGCUCUGGGGCUGGGAGUGUACAUCGGAAAGAGGCUGACCACGCCCACCGCCAGCUCCUUCUGAACCUGGAACUGAAGAACAGUGCCUGAGGAGUGGCCACGAGUCGUCGAGGACGUUUUGCUGUCGCGAGAAGAACGGCCGUCUCUUCUCCCUCUGUCCCGCCUGCCCCCCCGCUCCCCCCCUCGUCCCUGAGAUAUGACAUGUUCUCAGGAGAGAUGCAUCUGCCUUUCUCCCUCUCCCUCUCUCUUUCUC